Molecule: messenger RNA, 1029 nt
Organism: Aspergillus sclerotioniger CBS 115572
Lineage: Eukaryota; Fungi; Ascomycota; Eurotiomycetes; Eurotiales; Aspergillaceae
Product: FAD/NAD(P)-binding domain-containing protein
Exons: 1
Source: RefSeq, a predicted model, not a curated record
GCACACUUUACUUCCAUUACUCCAUUACCACCCGAACAUCACCAUGACAAUCACCACCCCACCCACCCACUUCGACGUGAUCGUUGUCGGAGGCGGCAACGCAGCCCUCGUCUCGGCCCUCUCAGCCCAUCAAUCCGGCGCCCGAGUCGCCAUCUUCGAAGCCGCUCCCCAGGCUGAACGCGGCGGAAACAGUCGAUUCUCGUCAGGAAUCUUCCGCAUCCCGCAUGAUGGACUCACCUCCGUGACUCCUCUCCUCGAUCCCAUUUCCCUCGACGAUGUGAAGUAUUGUCGUAUGGCUCCCUACACCGCGGAGACAUACCGGGGAGAUCUUCAUCGCACGAGUAAAGGCCAGGGAGAUCGGGAACAGAUCGCCGUCAUGUUGGAACAAGCCAUGGAUACGGUAUCUUGGAUGAAAGAUACCCUCGGUGUGCGGUGGCAACUCCCACUAGGGAAGUUCUUUGAUCGCGAGAAUAUCAUCCGUGCACAGGGUGUGGUUGAUCUCCCGCCCUGGGAUACCAUCAUGGCUAUUGGCGAGGGGACAGGACUUAUGAAAGCCCUAUGGGCCGCGGUCGAGCGUACCGAUAUCGCUAUCUUCCACGCCAGUCCUGUAUCCGAUUUGAUCCUCGACGGUGAUAGCAUCCGGGGCGUCCGGGUCCGUCAGCGCCAAGCCACGGUUAGCUUCCUAGCCGAGCAAGUCAUCCUAGGCUGUGGCGGGUUCGAAGCCUCAGCUCGCCUACGUCGACAGUAUCUAGGCGAGGGAUGGGAUCUGGUCUCCCUGCGAGGGAGCCGCUUCAACACGGGGACGUUGAUGGAGAAGGCUGUUGCGGCGGGGGCCGGGGUAGCCGGUCACUUUGGUGGAUGCCAUGCCACGCCGCAUGACUUGCAUGCGCCUAAGGUGCUUUCUCCGGCGGAUACCGAUUCGAUGAGUCGGUAUAGUUUCCCCUACUCGGUAAUGGUUAAUGUCGAGGGGAGGCGGUUCCUCGACGAAGGCGAGAACCAUUUCAGUCUGACGUAUGCGAAGACAGGGGC